AAGAAAAAAUUCGUAAACAGAAAUUUUACAAAAAGCAUAAAAUAUUACCGGGCGGCCACGACACGGGGCGUAGUAAGGGGGCGUCGCCUGGCCCGCCUCCCCACGGGCCCGAGGCUCGGAGCCCCAAGCCCCCAGUUGUCCGGCAGCGGCGGCUACGCACGCUCGUCUGUUAUGCUCCGCGAGUGAGUGCCGCAGUGAAGUGGGGCAGAGGCCCAAACAUUCGAAAAUAGAAAACGAAAAAAUUGACCGCCAGAUGGGCGUUUACGAGGAGAGGGGAGCGAUGCACUGGCAACAAAGCGAGCGGUACAUAUCGUCAUACGAAGGUGGCGGGGACCUAUCUCCGGUGGCGCCGGCUACGUCACCCGGGUCCCCUCGCGACUGCACGUCGUGUAGGAAACGCGAGCCCCCAGACGAGCCGGCCCAGCCUCCAGCCGACGAUCCUUGCGCAGGCUGCGGGUGUCGCAUCACCGACCGGUACUACCUCUUGGCCCUCGAGAGGAGGUGGCACACGCCCUGUCUAAGGUGCUGCGAAUGCAAGAUGCCACUUGACUCGGAGCAGCGCUGUUAUGCACGGGACAGCAAUAUCUUCUGCAAGAAUGAUUAUAUCAGGUUGUACGGACCCAAGCGCUGUGCUCGCUGCAACACGGUGAUCUCAGCGUCAGAACUAGUUAUGAGAGCACGGGACCUCGUUUUCCACGUGCAUUGUUUCUCCUGCGCGUUAUGCAAUACGCCCCUAAAUAAAGGCGACACGUACGGCAUCAGAGACGCUGCCGUCUAUUGCAGGCUUCAUUACGAGACUAUGCCAGAAUACGGACCACAUAUGGCCGUGCCGGGUCCCCCGCAAAUGUGUCCUGGUACGUACGCGGGACCGCCUCCGGGGGCCCACUAUCCCCCGUACCCGUCGCCGGACUUCACCCGUGUCGACCCGGAUGUGCAGAAAGGCCCGUAUUUUAACGGCGCCGCAGCGCCCCCUCCGCGACAAAAAGGACGCCCACGAAAAAAAAAGCCAAAGGAUCAAGACAUCAUGACCGCAAACCUGGAUUUGAAUCCCGAUUAUCUGGAGAUGGGUUUCCGUGGCGGUGGUACCCUGGGCUCCACGUCCAGAACUAAGCGCAUGCGUACGAGCUUCAAGCACCACCAACUGAGGACAAUGAAGUCCUACUUCGCGAUCAACCACAACCCUGACGCUAAAGAUCUGAAGCAGCUCAGCCAAAAGACUGGACUGCCGAAACGUGUUCUGCAGGUAUGGUUCCAGAACGCACGGGCGAAAUGGCGGCGCAUGGUCACGAAACAGGAGAACAAGAUGUCGGACAAGUGCUCACCGGACGGCUCGCUCGAGAUGGACAUGUACCACGGGCCCAUGGGCUCCAUCCAGUCGUUGCCCCCGCACAGCCCGCCGUACAGUGUGAUGGGAGGCCCGCCCAGUCCCAACUCCAUGGAGUGUCCAUAGCCUCUGUUCUGCGCCCUAUGAGCGCAUCCGUCAAUGAGAACAGUGCCGACGAUUCAUUCCGAGAUAUUCCCGUGUCCUGUAGAAAAUUAAUACGAUCUUUCUUUAGUGGUGAAAUAUUAAAAAUAUUCAAAAUAUAAAUGAAAUGUAGUGAGUUCCUUAUAUUAGCCCAAGCAAGUGACAGAUAAUGAAUACGCUGCAGCGGCGUCUUGUGCAACAAUCAACAACAAGCCGGCUACCUAACGAUUAGGUACACUAGGCUAUGUGUAUAAUAUUACGAACGUCUAAUAUUUAAUGUAUUUUAUUUAGUUGAAUCUCAAAUUUUGUUCGUUCCUGCAUUGUAAUUAGUGGCACAUUGUAAGCGUGUAAUAACAAUAAUAAUUACUCGUCCCAUUGUCAAUUUAAUUGGCUGAGUCGGAAUUCUGAACAUUUUUUACUGAUUUGAAGAAAAACCUUAGAAGUUAUUUAUUAUUAUAAUAUGAUAAAUUUGAAAAUUAACUAUGUUUUUUUAUGUUUAUCUUGUUCACAAAAACUGAAACUUGAAAUUUCACGGACGAUAAUUAUUAAUUUAAUUGAACUGUAAAAAUCUCGAACCUUGAAUCUCAACUAUGUUGGGUGCUUUUAAAAAGAAGAAAAAAAAACGUUUAUGUACAUAUAACAAAUUAGUUACAGCUAGAUGAAAGAUAUUUUAAGGCACCUUCCGUUGUAAUAUUCGCAAGACAUGUUUAAAACAUCAAUCUGUACAGCGUAUGUAAUCUCGUGUUUAUUCUAAUAAUUAACUAAGGCCUGGGAAGAUGACCCUCCAAAAUGAUUGAAAAUGAAAAAAAGCAACAUCACUAAUACGUUUUUGUUUUUAAGCUUUACAUUUUGAAAAAUGUCAAAACUCCGCUAAAUGCAAAUUCAUACUCCCACAUUCACAAACCACGAUCACAAUUUUAUAAACGUUAAAUAAUUAUGUAUAUUUCGGUUCAUCGAACCAAAACGGUUGAGAAUUUUUUUUUAUUAAUAUAUACUAUUUAUUUAUUACAUAUUUAAAGAAAAUAGUUAAGUUAGUUGUAAGAUGUAGAUGUUUAAAUUCAAACUUUUCCAUAGUUUAAUCAACUAUUAGAUGUAACAUAUUUUAUAGGGAUUGAUCGCUGAGUGAGAGUUACUAAUGGGAAUUCAGUUUGGUUUGGUUAUUUAAGCCAAACGACAUAUAUCUAAACAUCUCCGUUAUUAAAAAGAAACAGUAAGAAAUGCUAGUUACUAGAUUUUAAAUGUAUUUUGUAAUGUCCGUAUAACACGGAAAUGAACAACGAAAAAUUACACGACUCUAUGUUUAUGGAUGUAUUUAUUCAACAAAGAUCAAGCAUUAUUAUUUUUAUAACAAAUGGAACGUUCAAUUCUAAUCACGAUAUUUUUGGAACACAGAGUUCAAUAGAAUAUAACAUAUAUUGAAUUGUGAAUUGCAAAAGUUUAUGUCAAAAUAGUUUGGUUACUUUUUGUUUAAAUACAUUCAAAAUGCAUGCUUUAUGCGGUCAACGACUAGAUAAUAUAAUUUAAGGGUUUAUAAUUAUUCCGGUUAAGCACAAAGUUAGUUCCUUUUUGUAUAGAUAUGUAAACAAUAAAUUUACUGCAAUAAUAUCGAAAUGUAGUGAAUAUGGGGUUAGCAGAUAUUAUUUCGGCAUCGUGAGAGGUGCGCAUUCGCAAGCCGCGAGCGCCCACUGAAAAAAUCUGUGACGAAAAUUAUUUUAAUCUGUUAAAUAAAAAUAUUUCAACUAUCA
Messenger RNA from Bombyx mori (domestic silkworm), 3210 nucleotides. RefSeq names its product apterous A (gene Bmap-A). The record is from RefSeq and is a predicted model, not a curated record. NCBI's taxonomy places the organism in Eukaryota, Metazoa, Arthropoda, Insecta, Lepidoptera, Bombycidae. Gene Ontology annotation, molecular function: DNA-binding transcription factor activity, RNA polymerase II-specific; RNA polymerase II transcription regulatory region sequence-specific DNA binding. Gene Ontology annotation, biological process: regulation of transcription by RNA polymerase II; neuron differentiation. Gene Ontology annotation, cellular component: nucleus. The transcript is spliced from 6 exons. Bases 254 to 1450 code for a protein of 398 amino acids.